AUGACUGCGACCAUUCCACGGAGUUUCCGAUUACUGGAAGAAUUGGAAAAGGGCGAAAAGGGGCAGGGCUCCGAGGCAUGCUCACUUGGUCUGGCCGACUCCAACGACAUCAACAUGACCAUGUGGAAUGGAACUAUGCUAGGCCCAAUUCGAUCAAUACACGAGAACCGGAUCUACUCGUUAACUCUGGAGGCCGGAUCCGACUACCCCCAAAAGCCGCCGAAAGUCAAGUUCCUGACUCGGAUCAAUGCUAGCUGCGUCGACGACCAGGGCAACGUGAUAUCAAGCCAAGUCCCUUGUCUCGCUAAUUGGAAGCCCGAGUACACGAUGGAGCAUGUACUGCUUGAUAUUCGUCGCGAAGUCGGCUCCCCUGCCAACCGUAAGCUCCCUCAGCCCGAGGAGGGCACACUUUUCUGA
Molecule: messenger RNA, 417 nt
Organism: Wickerhamiella sorbophila
Lineage: Eukaryota; Fungi; Ascomycota; Dipodascomycetes; Dipodascales; Trichomonascaceae
Product: Ubiquitin-conjugating enzyme variant MMS2
Exons: 2
Coding region: 1-417 (138 amino acids)
Biological process (GO): DNA damage tolerance; protein K63-linked ubiquitination
Cellular component (GO): nucleus
Source: RefSeq, a predicted model, not a curated record